Molecule: messenger RNA, 3682 nt
Organism: Filobasidium floriforme
Lineage: Eukaryota; Fungi; Basidiomycota; Tremellomycetes; Filobasidiales; Filobasidiaceae
Exons: 9
Coding region: 68-3631 (1187 amino acids)
Biological process (GO): error-prone translesion synthesis; error-free translesion synthesis
Cellular component (GO): nucleus
Molecular function (GO): deoxycytidyl transferase activity; DNA-directed DNA polymerase activity; damaged DNA binding
Source: RefSeq, a predicted model, not a curated record
UGCCAUCAGAACAGCCUGCCCCCCCCUCUCAGCCAGUACAUCGCCAACGACAUCUCCGUGCCAACAGAUGGGUUCCCAGGCAGACUCUUCGGCAGAGUUCUGUUCGCCCAGCUUUGACAGGGCGCUGGCCGAACUAGCGAUGCCCGAGCUGGACGAACACGCACCGCCUCCUCUCUGUGACGGCCACGCAUCGUCUAUCCGGUCUUUACCCAAUGACGAGCCUACACCUUCACCAAAUUGGCCCGACGAAGACGAGAUGGCGGCGUUUGACGAGUUCGAGGCCGAGCAGAGCAGGAAACGGAAACGGGAAGAGGAGGGACCAGAGGGGGUCGACGAGCCGCGAGUCGGCGCAACGUCUUCGACCAAGGAUAUCAGCCAGGUCGAUCCCAUGUACGAAGACCACCCGGCUUAUGUAGCGAGCAAAUUUGGAGGUAUAGGUGCGUAUUUGAGGCACAAGAGGGAGAAGCUGCAGAUUCAGAACGCCGCGAUCGCCCAGAGCCAGGGACAAGGCAAGCCUCAGAUCUUCAAAGGCUUAGAGAUCUAUAUCAACGGAUACACGGUACCGCCUCUAGACAAGUUGAGGACCAUGAUCAUGCAACACGGCGGGACCUACAUCCCUUACCUGGACCGCAAGGGCAUGAUUACCCAUAUCCUCGCAACCAAUCUCACCCCAGUCAAGUUCAAAGAGUUUGCCACUUACAAGGUCGCCACCCCGACCUGGAUCGUCGAUAGCGUACAAGCUGGCAAACUGCUAGAUUGGAAGAAAUACAAGUUGAUGCAGAACGGAGGGUCAGCGGAGAGGCAGGGGUUGAGUCAAUUCUUGGCACCUCGGGAAACGCCACAUGGGAAAAAGGAUAAGGGGAAAGGAAGGGAAAUUGUCGACGUGUCCGACAUGGACGUCGAUGAGGAGGGCGUUCUGGGAGGAGUGGCGGAAUCGCCUGCACUGCCCCAGCCUGUGAUGGAAGAGGGUCAUGAUCUCAGGCCGACAGGAAUACCAUUAGCUGGACCUGUCAUGGAGCUCGAGGUUCCUGAUCAGGACCAGACCGAUAUUCGAAAAGCAAGGGAGAUCUUUGCUCCUACAAAAGGUCAAGCCCCGCCCUUGUCGACCGACCCGAUCACCUUUGAAGGAGCCGCCUGGAUGGGCUAUGCCAAGAACGCCGAGAACAAGGAGGCUAAGCGUCUUAUGCAAAACCAAGAGUGGCGAGAACAGAACACGGCCGUCUCGGACAAGUUUCUCGAGGGUUAUUACAAGAAUUCUCGGUUGCAUCAUCUUUCGACCUGGAAAUCCGAGUUGAAGACGUUGGUCGCAGAAGCUCAGAAACGGGCAGAGCAGAGUAGCUCUAUGAAGCAGCUCGCGCCGCGGGCGAGUCAGCGGCAGGCGUACAGCCUAGCUCACGCUGUUUUACCUCGGAUACCAGGACGCGUGGACGCAACCAAGGCGACAACAAGCGCAACCUCGACUAGCAAACGAGUGAUUAUGCACGUCGAUUUCGACGCUUUCUUCGUCUCGUGCGGUCUAGCAACCAGGCCCGAACUGAGGGGAAAAGCGGUCGUUGUCUGCCAUGCUCAAGGCAAUCAAGGGGCAUCGAGUACUUCGGAAAUUGCUUCUUGUUCGUACGAAGCGCGUGCUCAUGGAGUUAAGAACGGCAUGUCUUUGGGACAAGCGAGAGGGCUUUGCGCGGAUAUCAGGACGAUCCCAUAUGAAUUCGACGUAUACCGGGAGAAAUCGUUGCUGUUCUACACCAUCUUGAUGUCAUACGCAGACGAAGUCCAGGCCGUCAGCAUCGACGAGGCGCUGAUCGACGUCACUCAGAGGGUGGCCGAGCUGGAGCAGGCCCCUCCCGAGCUCAACGAGCGAUCAGAUGUUGCGCAAGACUUUGCAAAGCUGCUCGCCGAAGACAUCAGGGCGGAUAUGAGAGAGGCGACCGACUGUGAAGUCAGCAUCGGCGUAGCCGGCAACAUCCUGCUGGCGAGGCUCGCGACUCGGCAUGCAAAACCGGCGGGAUCUUAUCACCUCACACCCGACGAGGUCGAAAGCUUCAUGGCGCCUCUGGACGUAGGCGAACUUCACAAUUUCGGCUACGCAACCAAGAAGAAAAUUGAGUCGACCUUUGGAACCACCUUGUGCGGCGAAUUGACCAAGAAGACGAAAGGGGCCCUGCAAGGUUGUCUGGGCGAGAAGAACGGCCAGACACUGUUCAAUUUUGUCCGUGGCAUCGACCUUCGUCCGUUGACCCCGCAUCAAGAGAGGCGGUCCGUCUCGGCCGAAGUCAACUACGGGAUACGAUUUGUGAACGACGAAGAGGUCAUCAAGUUCCUUACAGACCUAUCGCAGGAAGUUGCUCGUCGUUUACGAGGCAUUGAUCGUUUGGGUCGACAAGCGACACUCAAAAUUAUGGUACGAAACCCCGAUGCGCCGCAGGAAGCCCCAAAGUUCAUGGGUCAUGGCGUCUGCGAUGUUCACAACAAAUCACUACCCAUCAGUGCUUCCACUGGAGCAGCUACAGACGAUGGCAAUCGCAUCGCAUCGGCAAUCGUCAAGAUAUACGAAUCACAAAAGUUCGACGCGAAAGAGUUGAGAGGAAUAGGUAUCCAGGUGCAAAAGCUAGAAUCCCGCAACAACGUGGAAGAAAGGGCUCCCGGCCAGGGUGUCCUCGCCUUUGCAGCCAAGCCCAACCCGAUCAAAAUGGCUCCGGAGCCUGUAGAUCUCACAAUGGAUAGUAGUCCGGUCAUAGCAGGGCCUGCAACUCGCUUAAGAGCACAGGUCAAGCCGAAGCCGGAGCCGAUCCCUAAACCCCUCGUGCGCAAAACCAAGGCCACCUUCAAGGCGGUGGAAAUACUGCCAUCGGACAUAGAUCUUGGGGUAUGGGCUAGUAUGGACACAGCAAUGCAAGACGAAUAUCGAGGUGGAUGGCGAAUGGCAGGGAUCAAGAUUCCAGGUGCCUUCGAGCGUUCGAGGCAACCACAGGCAUCGGUAUCACCAUCGAAGGCACGGCACGCUCACGAGGGCCGUUCGCGCGAGCCCAGCUUGAAUCCUUUGAUAACCAGCAAGACGGACGUGAAUAAGAUCUUGACGGCCUUGAAUUUGGUGGAGGGGGAUCUGGCGGCGAUCGGCAUCAGCCUAGAAGCAUUCGUGGCUUUGGAUUCCGAAACGCGAAAUGACCUCGCACGUGAUAUCAGCCGCAAGAAGAGCCUAUUCCGUCGAGGAUCUGAGACACCUACAAGAUCACCUCAUAAAGUCGUCCCUCACAGAGAUAUCGCAGUCUCUUCACCCAGAAGACCGACUAUACGCAUGGGAUCAUCGGAACCGCAGCAAGAUAUCGACUCGGUGCUUGAUGGCCUCACCGCAUGGAUGGACGUGGCCGCCGAGCGAGAGCCGAAUCCUCGAGAAGUCAAGGUCCUUCGCAAGUAUAUCAGACGAUGUUUGGACCCUGCGAGUUCAAGUCUCGGAGGGCUUCAAGACGCAGAUAGAGUAUUGACAUGGUGGGAAAGACUUUGCAAGCAGAAAUGGUCGGCAGGACAGGACGAAAUCGCAAACAAAUGGUUGGCCUGCCUAGCAGACGCGAGGCGGGAGAUGAAUGAAACCCUGGGAACCAGGUUUGCGGUGAAUCUUGGUCGUAAGCGAUUGUGAUCUCGUCUCGCGUGUCACAUAAUGAUACAAUCACAUUAUGACAUGAUCAUA